Molecule: messenger RNA, 279 nt
Organism: Cantharellus anzutake
Lineage: Eukaryota; Fungi; Basidiomycota; Agaricomycetes; Cantharellales; Hydnaceae
Exons: 2
Coding region: 59-262 (67 amino acids)
Source: RefSeq, a predicted model, not a curated record
UGGACACUGAUGCUCAUGAGUAGUGGUUUUGAUCUGCACUUGCAGUGUCAUCACUGUCAUGACACAAUUUACGACUGAAAUUACGUGUAUGUGGCUUGUUUUCCGUACCUCCAUCAACCAACUUCUGUUCCCAUCUCUUUCUCAUGCGCGGGCAGCAUCCCACACUCACCCCGACGCCGCCUCUUGCUGCCCUACCCGCAUAUGGGAAUUAUAUAUAACAUUCUACAGUCCCUCUCCAGAUAGAUAUAGACAGUCAGGAUGAGAUCGAGAUGGACAAGC